Babjeviella inositovora NRRL Y-12698 is the source of this 2214-nucleotide messenger RNA. RefSeq lists its product as uncharacterized. The transcript has a single exon. Bases 85 to 1956 code for a protein of 623 amino acids. The record is from RefSeq and is a predicted model, not a curated record. NCBI's taxonomy places the organism in Eukaryota, Fungi, Ascomycota, Pichiomycetes, Serinales.
CUAUCAUAUAUCAGUAAGAGAUCACCACUUUUCGGUAGACCUACUAUCCGUCUUUUCAUUAUCCCAAUUCCUUCAUCGCGAAUCAUGACACAAGGAACAAGUCGCCCCAAUCGAGGUGUCGAGCAUCACCAACCUACCUCUGGAAUUACAGGGGUUCCCAAACGAUACAGAGUGCACAACCCAGAUAUCAAUGUUAGAGAACGAACCGUCUCUGGAAAAUCCGAUAGAAGAACGUCGGAAGGUGACCGAAACAGCUCCGAGUACUGCACCGCGAGGGCCAGCCCUGCCAAACAGCGGACUUCCGUGUCCUCCAGCCGUGCCUCGUCCCACAGUGAAUUGGGGUUUGACCUCACGGGUGCCUUUGCGGCCGAAGACCCUAUAUCGCCUGCCUCCAGCACCACAGAACGACUUUUCCGCCAGCCUCACACGCGGUUCCCGCAAACCAGCCGCCGAGCCAUGUCAGAGGCGAGUCCCCUCGAAGAGGAUACCAGCUCAUCGCAUUACACUCAUAGACCCUACGCCACACCCUCAGAAGGGGAUACCGUUCCGGAUACAUUGCGGAUGCUGGGGUCAACUGAGGAGUACGAACCACAGGCCCACCAACCACGUGACUGGCAUCGUAUCUCACAGCAGAGUCUGGAGCGGCUUCCGCAACCGCUUCCACACGCUCGUAGCCAGGAUUACAUUAUAGAUGCUCGUCUCUCCUCUAAUGGGCGGAGACGAGCAUACGACCCCCAAGCCUGCAAAGUUUCUGGAGAGUCGCAGCCGAUGUUUCACGAGUUCUCCGCACCGAUCGGAAAUCCGCUUAACUUCGAACCAAAAGAUCCAAACGCGACCAGAUACGCAGAACAAUCGCAGUAUCACGAACCAGACGGCACGGAUAUUGCAGAGCAGGCCUACUACCGCCCAGAGAUCCUAGACGAAUACAACCAGCCAGAUUACUCCGAGUACAAUCCACCUUCCGCGUUUGGGGCCACCACGCCGCCAGCAGUUCCGCCGCUUACACUUCUCGGCCGCUUGCCCCUGCGCGAAGGAAAGUAUGAUUUCUUGGCUGGUAACCGGACCAUGGUGCACAACCAAACGCCUUUCUUGAAGCUGCGUCCGCCGACCGAGCUACUGGCUGCGCCGUUUAUGACUAUGGAGAAUGCCGUCAGAACCAGUAUUUCGGGCAGCGAGUGUACGAUGACGGAGGAUCUUGUGGAAAAGGCGAGCCAGUUCACCCUGACCUCUGAAAAGGAGCGGGCACGUUCUAUGGAAAAGGCUUUGAUCCAUAAAGUGAUGAUCCAUCCGUUGGGGUCAUCGCCGUUGGUAGUUGGUGGAAACCCCGUGCCCAUGACGCUCAGCUUUGUGGUGCAUUUCUUCCAGAUGUGUUGUGGGGUGAUCAUGAUUGCACUCACAGCCCACGGGGUUAAUGCCGAUACAGGAAUCGCCCAGGGGAUCUGGAUUUACCUCAUCUUCCAGAGUUGUUUGCUAGUGUUUGUUUCCAUGAUGUUCAUGGUGAAUUUGAUGUCGUACGAUCAUAACAACGGGAUUUUCUACUGUUUGGUUGCAAGUAUCCUCUCCGUUGUGGGCUUUGGCUUGUCUGUAGGGGCCAUGAUGCCUGCAUCUGCUACUUGUCUGACCGGUAAUGCCAAUUUGUGCACACUACGCCGCGCGGUCACCGGGUUCGCGAUCAUUAUGAUGCUCGUUUGGUUGGUUAAUUUGGUGUCGUUUAUCACCAUUUUCUACAUCUCGCGGUUGAACUUGAUAAACGAGUUGAACUUUGACGCCGCCCCCCCUGGUGAGUUUAACAAUGGGGACGUAGACCCAGGUCGGGCCAGUGUUUUUCGUGACUUUGACGAUAUCAACGAGGAUGCAGUUUUGGACAAAGGGCUUCUUCUCCAUGACACCGGCUCGAUUCGUGAGGUGAGCAAGAACGAGCUUGUGGGACGAAAGAAGAUCAUCUUGUACACAUAAGCGAUACGAUAAACUCAGGUUGUUUUACCGAUAGAGAUUCAGCCGUAAUGAAAAGAAAAAACAGAUAUUAUCUUGGUUAACGACCAUAUGCCAAUGGUCAACUCAGGAUAGUGUUCAUGGGUAGACAGCAAGGUUGUAAUAUAUGAGCAAAGUACUCAUAACGGAAGAAUUCUAACAAAGUGCUCAUAUUAAUAAUAUUUGGCCACAUCAUUUUAUCGAUUAGGAUGGACUUGUUCGUGCAUAUACAAGCUAUAUCGU